AUGGCGAACCCUAACGCAGGUACAGACACAAAUAGGAACGAGAACAUUUCGAAUUUUAAUCCUCCCCAGAGAAAUCAAAAGACGGGAUUACUGGAAUGGCCGGCAUUGCCAAAGAUUGAUGUCCCUCUGAAUAGCUGCGAGGGACAAUGGCUUGAUCACUACCCUCCGUCUGAACUCAGAAAGAUCGCCAUCGACUGUCCGGAAGAUGUGCCCCGGAUUGUGAGGCAAUCGCUGCAAAAAGAGCAGUACAUUCUGGUCGUUGGCUCACUGGUGGUGGAAGACGCAGAUGCAGCUGGCCCCCAGUCGAAAGAGAAGAAGUGCAGCAAGGACGGUGACGCAUCUUCUCAUCUGUCUCGGAACUCUUGUGCUGUAUCAAUCAGAUCGGAAGUCUCGCGCCACAGAAAGUCUUUUAGCGGCGCGAAAGCCUGGCUGACCGCGAAGGGCAAGGCUGGAGCAGGAACAGGCGAAAGAGGAGUCAGAAAACUCCUCCGAGAGCGCGCAGCUUCAGCACCAGAAAUCAGUGAAUGCUGCAGCUGCUUCGAAAACACCCCCACCAAGCAGAUGGUCUCUCUCUCGUGCCAGCACAAAUACUGCACGACGUGCUUCCUCCAACUCGUCGAAACGGCCAUGCGUGUGGAGAGUUUGUUUCCCCCCAAGUGCUGUUUGACGGUGAUUCCGCUGAAGGCCGUCCUGGCCCCGCUCACGCUGGAGAUGAAGGAGCGAUACAAGGCGAAGGCGCAGGAAUAUGCGGUCUCAGUCUCGAAUCGAUGGUAUUGCCCUGAUGCGUUCUGUGGUGUUUGGAUUCCGCCCAGCAAGAUCAAACGCCAUCUUGCGGUGCAGAAAUGUCCGCGCUGCCACAUAUCCAUCUGCUCGGUUUGUCGUGGACGAGCUCACAAUCGUGGUGACUGUCCUCAGGAGUCGGGGCUCUACGAGACGCUCGAGGAGGCGGAGCGCCAGGGGUGGCAGCGCUGCUACAGGUGUCAUGCUAUGGUCGAGUUGACGUCUGGGUGCCGGCAUAUCACCUGCAAGUGCAAGGCUGAGUUCUGUUAUGUCUGUGGAGCGCGCUGGGCAACCUGUGCCUGUACCGAAGACGACAUGGCCACUCGACGAGCAGAACUUGCUCAACGCCGGACUGUCCGCGAGAGAGAAGCCGAACAAGAAGCCGAAAUUGCAGCGGCGAUCGCUGCUGUCGAGGCGAUGGAGCGGCGCGAGGAAGAAGAACGGAUCCGGAGAGAAGAGCAAAGACGCCGGCGCGAAGAGGAGGAAGCCCGGGAGAGAAAGUCCCAGCGGGUGCUCGAGAUCGCUGAGAGGAUGCAGCUGUUGAAGGAGUCGCUCCGGACGAUCAAUCAAAUGCAGCAGAACGAUCUGCUGAACCGACAGGAGCGACAGACGCAGCAGCUGCAGGCCCAGAAUGCUGCCAGGAAAAGCAGCCUUGAAAAGGAUGGCCACGACCUGAUCGGACACCUGGAAGCCAAUCGACAAUCCCGCAUGGACUCUCUCCUGGCAGCUCAUGCGGCAGAGCUGAAAAGACUGCAGGCAGCGAACGAGGAGGAAGAGAACGAGCUGAUCGUGAAGAUGACGCGUCUGCUGAAGGGAUGCGCCAACGUCGAGGAGCGCGAGAUGUCGAUCCUGAAGCGCCUGCGGAACACGCAGAAGAAGGACCACGACGAGAUGCGUGCGAGACAUCAAGCUGAGAUCUCCGACUUGAAGCGCAAGGGUUCCCUAGAGCUGAAGAGCCUGCAGGCAAGCUUGUCAGCCCGACACGAAGAGCAGCAGAAGCAGGAGAGUGAAGCCGUCCGGCAGCUCGUCCAGGCGGCAGUCAUCGAGCGCAUCUGGUUCGACCGCGCUGUCGCCAGGAGAGAAGAGCUGCUCGAGGCGUAUCGCUCGGAGUUGGUCAGCAGCGGGCAGGCAGUCGGGGAGCUGGUCAUUGUGACCGGUCCUGAGCAGCGGGAUAUCACAGUAUUUCUGUGUCAUAAGAAUAGCUUAGACAUAGUUGCGCAGACAUCUUUAGAGAAUAUUAUUCUACCUGAAGUUAAUGAUGUUCGCUAG
This is a messenger RNA of Rasamsonia emersonii CBS 393.64, 2049 nucleotides long. RefSeq names its product IBR domain-containing protein. Gene Ontology annotation, molecular function: ubiquitin protein ligase activity; zinc ion binding; ubiquitin conjugating enzyme binding. Bases 1 to 2049 code for a protein of 682 amino acids. The record is from RefSeq and is a predicted model, not a curated record. The transcript has 5 exons. NCBI's taxonomy places the organism in Eukaryota, Fungi, Ascomycota, Eurotiomycetes, Eurotiales, Trichocomaceae. Gene Ontology annotation, biological process: protein polyubiquitination; ubiquitin-dependent protein catabolic process; positive regulation of proteasomal ubiquitin-dependent protein catabolic process. Gene Ontology annotation, cellular component: ubiquitin ligase complex; cytoplasm.